AUGAGGCGCAUCAACUGCAACAACGAGACGGAGAAGCCAGAACUGGACUUGAUGACAAUCGGCGCUCUACCACUGGAAAUUCUUAUCGACAUUCUAUCGAGACUACCCGUAAAUUCGAUUUGUUGCAUGAGAUGUGUAUCUAAGGCCUUUUUAAAGAUGGUUGAUGACCUCUUUCUUGCCACAAUGCACAUGCGGCAUCAUUUUCUAACCACGUGUUCUACUACUACCACUGAAGUUCCUCGACUUGUUUUUCUUGAUGAGCGUCCCUUUCUUAGAUAUGCCUUGUUGUAUCCAUUGAAAUAUGAUGGCCAUGACUUAUUGACAAAGAGCAAACAGGCAAUUGUUUCCUAUUUUGGAUCCAGACGGCAUUUUUAUUCUGCUGCUUUUGUUUUCUGCAACUUGUUUGGCUUUACUGGAAGGUCAUGCUUUACUGGUCUUAAUCUGGAGAGGUCAUGCUUGUUGGUGAAUCCUUUCAAAGGAGAAGUUCUAAUGCUCCCCUCAGUGAGUGACGUCCAAGUUCCAUCCAAUAGUCUCUGCGAUGUUGAUUGGUAUGGCAUGGGAUUUGAUAAUAUAACCAACAGCUUCAAGAUUGUUCGUGUUUCCACCAAUUAA
Messenger RNA from Prunus dulcis (almond), 612 nucleotides. Its product is annotated as putative F-box protein At1g30920. Bases 1 to 612 code for a protein of 203 amino acids. The transcript has a single exon. Gene Ontology annotation, molecular function: protein binding. The record is from RefSeq and is a predicted model, not a curated record. Lineage: Eukaryota; Viridiplantae; Streptophyta; Magnoliopsida; Rosales; Rosaceae.